Molecule: messenger RNA, 1636 nt
Organism: Ceutorhynchus assimilis (cabbage seed weevil)
Lineage: Eukaryota; Metazoa; Arthropoda; Insecta; Coleoptera; Curculionidae
Source: the annotation of a GenBank genome assembly
AUGGCUAAUGUAGAAAAACUUAAAAAGAAAUUGCAAAAUGCCCUCAAGUUGAGUGGCUUUAACAUAAGAAGGGAAUUUUGUUCUCAAAUAGUAGAAACGUUUCUUGGAGCCCAAGUUGACCUAACUUUGAAUGGUGUUUUUGAUAAUGGCAUAAAGAAAAUCUGUUCGGUAUUGGGAAAUCUAUGCUUAUCUGGUCAAAGUAUAGAGAAAGAACAUAUUGAAAGAGUUUUAGAGGUAUGUUUACAUUCAGGCUACGAUCACAAUGAAACCAUCUUCAACGUCAUCAAUGCCUACGAUUUCCCGCGCUUCUUUUACGACCAAGAGAGAAAAAUUUAUUUACCAGACACCCAAAAAGGCGUCCUCUUACCUGAUGCAGAUGUGAAAUCAAAAAUGUUCAGAGAACGUUACUCAAAAGUUUUACAAAGAACCAAACGGGCUUUUGCACAAACCUUGCUGAAUCCCGAACACAGUCAACUGACAUUACAAACUGUAGAUUAUUUGUUAACUUUAUCAGAAAUUACUUUGGAAAGGACUGUGAUUUUGGGGGCACUGUUACAAGUGGGAGAUGGAAAGUAUGUUUUGGAAGAUCCUACAGGAAUAGUAGAGUUGGAUCUAACACAUGCUAAAUAUCAUCCUGGUUUUUAUGUAGAAUGUUGCCUGGUUCUAGUUAAUGGUUAUUAUGAAGAUAAAAUCUUGCAUGUGUCCACCAUGAUUAUGCCUACAGGUGAAGACUACGCAAAUUCCAGGUCAACAUUUGGAAUUUUAAAUUAUUUUGGCGGACCUUCAACGACCCCUCUCAAAGAUUCCAAAAGAUUGAAAAGCCACAUGCAAAACCAAGAUGGCAUGUUUGUUUUUUUGUCCGACGUUUGGUUGGACCAUCCGCAGACUUUUGAAAAACUCGAGAAACUUUUCGAUCAAAUGGAACAGUUUUUACCGCCAAUAGCUUUUGUGUUUAUGGGAAAUUUUAUGUCAGAGUCGCACGGCAGUGAAAUUAUAAACGAUCUCAAGAAGCAAUUUAAAAGAUUGGGGGAAUUAAUUUCUAAGUAUCAUAUAUUAGUUAAUUCUAGUCAGUUUGUUUUUGUGCCCGGCUUAACUGAUCCUUGUUCGCCGCAUAUUGUACCAAGACCUAGUUUGCCCAAUUUUAUAACUGAAGAAAUGAAGAGAGUGCUACCCAAAGCCAUUUUUGCAACAAAUCCUUGUAGAAUUCAAUAUUGUACCAAAGAGAUUGUUGUAUUUAGGGCAGACAUUUUGGCCAAAUUAUUGCAGGGCACGUUACGUAAACCUUCUAAAGAAGAGACUCCAAAAUGUAUUACAAAAACAAUCAUAGGCCAAGGCCAUUUGUGUCCCCUAAGUUUAAACGCCCUAAAUGUCCAUUGGGAUUACGAUUAUUGUAUGUCGCUCUAUCCUUUACCAGAUCUUGUGGUUAUCGGCGAUAAAUCUGAAGCGUAUAGGGAUCAUUACAAGAACUGCGUUGUUACGAAUCCUGGUCAAUUUUGUAAUGGAGACUUUACAAUGUAUUAUCCUAAUAAUGAUAUAGGAGAAGCUGUGGCCGAAUGUUCUAUCAAUGUUGCUGAUUCUAAUGAAUGAAUGUAGUUUUGUAUUCCAAAAAUAAAUGUUUUCUAUUUUUAAUAAAAAA